AGUGCCCCGGCCGGCUCCGCAUCGCCGCCCGCUCGCGCCGACGGGACCAGGGGCUGCCCCACCGCUUCGCCUUACGCAGGGCGGCCGGCACCGCCAGGGCGCCUCAGCCGCGCCGACGCAGGCUCCCUUCGAGCCGCCGGCCUGUACCGGCAGACCGGAGCGGCCCCGCUCUGAGUGUGCCCGGCCGCUAAUUAAGCUUCACGGUGUGCCCCCCGUCAGGGCUGCCUGAGCUCCCCGCCACCGCGGAGCCCUCCCCAAGGGCCGGGACGUGCUCCCGCUGCCACCGCCCGGCCGCCACCACUGAGUGGGUGGUGCCUGAAGUGGUUGGCCAUGCUGUCGUAACGGUAUUAAUGCUUAUUUCGUUGCACUGGUUCAUCUUUCUCCUUAAUUUGCCAGUAGCAACAUGGAAUAUAUAUAGGUACAUUAUGGUGCCAUGUGGAAACAUGGGGGUAUUUGACCCCACAGAGAUCCAUAACCGAGGACAACUGAAAUCACACAUGAAGGAAGCCAUGAUUAAACUAGGCUUUCAUCUGCUCUGUUUCUUCAUGUACCUUUACAGUAUGAUUCUGGCUUUGAUAAAUGAUUGAGAAGUUGAAAAAGAACCGUUAGCUGCCAAAUUGGGUCAUCGCUCCAGUGACUGGUUGUGGAGCCACAGCCACCCUCCGAACAUACCUAGAUCAGUGUCAUCGUGCAGUAUAUUUUACCUCUUUGAACAAGAAAUAUUUUUUUCUGAAUUUUUAACAUAAAAUAUUUUCAAAAGACAUUG
This is a messenger RNA of Strigops habroptila (Kakapo), 766 nucleotides long. RefSeq names its product cornichon family AMPA receptor auxiliary protein 4 (gene CNIH4). Lineage: Eukaryota; Metazoa; Chordata; Aves; Psittaciformes; Psittacidae. The coding region runs from base 351 to 587 and encodes 78 amino acids. Gene Ontology annotation, biological process: endoplasmic reticulum to Golgi vesicle-mediated transport. The transcript is spliced from 4 exons. Gene Ontology annotation, cellular component: COPII-coated ER to Golgi transport vesicle; endoplasmic reticulum membrane. The record is from RefSeq and is a predicted model, not a curated record.